This is a messenger RNA of Aspergillus calidoustus, 1635 nucleotides long. The record is from the annotation of a GenBank genome assembly. NCBI's taxonomy places the organism in Eukaryota, Fungi, Ascomycota, Eurotiomycetes, Eurotiales, Aspergillaceae.
AUGACGAUUAUCUUCCAGAACGCCCGGGUAUUCUGCCCUUCUAGAACGCCUGCGACCAGCAAUGGCUUCGCAGAUUGCCUGGUGAUAACGGGCAACCGCAUCGCCUAUGUUGGCUCUCUGGACAAGUUCGAUCCACCUCAGGAUGCCGUCGUCUUCGACCUCCAAAAUCGGAUUGUAAUGCCGGGUUUUAUCGACGCCCAUGUCCAUCUUCUUCAAUACGGUAUGUCCUUGCGCAAACUCGACCUCAUCGCUUGCACCUCGCUCGAGGAGAUCCGAGAAGCCAUCCAGACCUAUGCUCAGAGCCAUCAAUCUGUUCCUCGCAUCCUGUGCCGGGGAUGGAACCAAGACACAAUCAACGGAGAACCGUUAGCUAGUAUGCUGGAUGGGAUUGAUGCACGUCCUAUCUAUAUUGAGGCUGCCGAUCUUCACUCGACGUGGUGCAAUCUUGCAGCUCUCGAUGAAAUGGAAGCCCAUACCACUCCAGACCCCUCGGGAGGCACGAUUCACCGUGAUGAGAAAGGCCGAGCCUCGGGUCUCCUGAGUGAAGGAGCCGUGAUGAACUUUGUAUGGCCAUUUCUAGAGCGCGUGACCUCAAAAGAGGACAAAUUGGGUGCCCUCCGCAAGGCGAUCAAGACAUACUCCGCUGCCGGGUAUACUGGCAUCGUAGACAUGGCCAUGUCUGAGGACACUUGGUCUAUACUCUAUCUCCACCGCCGAACCCACGGAUUUCCUUUCCAUAUGGCCGUUCACUGGCUUAUCCCCUUCUCCGAAGACCAAGGAAUCAACUUUAGCUAUGUUGAUCGAGCCAUUGAGCUCCGUCACCGAUUCAACGAGCCGGAAUUUUGCGUUGCAGGAAUAAAACUUAUGUGUGAUGGUGUUGUUGAAGGUUGCACCGCUGCCCUUUGUCAACCUUAUGGCGGUAAGAAAGAUCCCAUCAAACCAAUCUGGCCGUCUGAAAUGAUGUCCUCGGUCAUUCACCGCGCCGAUAGCGCAGGUCUUCAAAUUGCAAUCCACGCCAUCGGCGACCUCGCCGUCCAUCAAUCAAUAGACCUGCUCUCGGCCAUCAACGCACAAGACCAAACCAAGCCCCGUCGACACAGAAUUGAGCACCUAGAACUCACCUCUGCAGAGGAUGCAAAACGCCUUGGCGCACUAGGAAUAACAGCUUCUGUCCAGCCUGUUCACUCUGACCCAGCGUUCUUCAAUGCUUGGCCUGGUCUGAUUGGCCACGACCGCUGCAAACGUGCAUUCGCAUAUAAAGACUUCCUUGACGGCGGCGCAACACUCGCCUUUGGUACUGACGCGCCCACAGCAGCUCAUCUCCCUUUUCCAAAUCUGUUCAAUGCUACCACGCGUCGAUCCGCAAUUGAUUUGAAAAGUCAGCAAACGCUUAAUCCCGAAUUCGCAUUAGAGCUGGUAGAUGCUGUUGCAGCCCUCACAAAAGGCGCGGCGUAUUCAAGAUUCGCAGAAGGCUGGACUGGGUCAUUGAGCAAGGGACUCAGUGCGGAUUUCGUUGUUGUUGAUAUGCACUGGGAGGCGGACAAAUUACUGGAGGCAAGAGUUUGCCAGACUUGGUAUCGAGGUGAGAAGGUUUUUGAUAUCGAGAUUGAUCCGGAGGACGGCAGCACGACUUGA